CAUCCCUAGUUGUCAUCGCGUCGCGUUGUCAAAAAGUGGUUUCUUCGGUCCGUCGUACUGAUCAUUCGUCGAGAAAGUUAAUUCUGCUUAAAAUUCAGAAAAUAAGCAUAGUUACUAUCCAUAAUGACUUCUAAAUCCAAGCGUGGUGAUAACUCUGGCAAGGACGAUGAGCCGGUCAAGAUCAACAAAUGGGACGGAACUGCAGUCAAGCAUGCCCUUGACGAUUCGGUCAAAACUGCCCUCAUGAACCGGACCAACAUGAAGGAACACCACGCCAUAAUCGACGGGCGACUACUGAUCUGUGGGCUGGCCGUGGCCACUGCCCUUGUUGCCCUCGGGUACGACUACCAGUAUUCUUUCCCCACCUCGAAGCCGGUGCUGAUCGUGUGCGUUUGCUUCUACUUCUUCCUGAUGGGGGUGCUGACGAUCUACACGACCUACGUGGAGAAGGGAAUCUUCGCCGUUGGCAACCAAAAGGACGACAAGGGCAACGUGAAGCGCUGGCAGGCCAGUUCCGACAUGAAGAAGUACGACGAUAAGUACGAGCUGACGAUUCAGCUGCGUGAUGCGCGAGGAGUGCGGGAAGCGACUGUCCACAAGUCCGUUGCUAACUUUAUCGACGCCAACGGAACCGUGCUGGACGAUUUGGUGGCCAACGAGCUGAACCGCAUCCUGAACUCGUUCAAUUCCGACAAGAAGGACAAAUAAGUUGGAGCUUGGGGGCGCUGAAUCUUAACGGGGAAGGUGUUUGCCCUCGGAGUAAGGCUGUUUAGAAGAGUACUAAAAUUAUGAUCUUAAUUAAAUUUGAUGUGAAAUGAUCAA
Messenger RNA from Aedes aegypti (yellow fever mosquito), 822 nucleotides. RefSeq names its product signal peptidase complex subunit 2 (gene Spase25). Bases 124 to 708 code for a protein of 194 amino acids. The record is from RefSeq and is a predicted model, not a curated record. Gene Ontology annotation, cellular component: membrane; signal peptidase complex. Gene Ontology annotation, biological process: protein targeting to ER. NCBI's taxonomy places the organism in Eukaryota, Metazoa, Arthropoda, Insecta, Diptera, Culicidae. The transcript has 2 exons.